Messenger RNA from Vavraia culicis subsp. floridensis, 992 nucleotides. RefSeq lists its product as uncharacterized. The record is from RefSeq and is a predicted model, not a curated record. Gene Ontology annotation, biological process: intracellular signal transduction; cyclic nucleotide biosynthetic process. NCBI's taxonomy places the organism in Eukaryota, Fungi, Microsporidia, Pleistophoridae. The transcript has a single exon. The coding region runs from base 83 to 973 and encodes 296 amino acids.
GGAGUUUCCGUGUAUGUAAAAAUUCCAAAUACAAAGCAAAUUACGAAUUUGCGGUAAAUUAAUCGCUGAUAAUAAAUUAAAUAUGCGGAUGGGCCACGGUAUCAUGUCGAAAAGAGAAUGUCAACGAGUAAAAGAAGGAGUAAUAUUACAGAAAAGCGCAUUUAAAACAGGUGUAUACACAGUAGCAGAUAGGAGCAGGAGAUAUCUGAGGUAUAUAAGAUCGAGCGAUUUGUCGGUUGUGGUGUGCUCGCUGCUCUUCAAUAUGUUCCUUGUAGCACUCCUGGGGAUGUUUUACGUGUACGCGGUGUGCAGGCUCGGUUUCCUCGUCUACCAAAUUUACGCAUACAAGAAAAGUAGAGAGAAAGAGGAGCACAGCGAAGCAAAAUCACAGGCAGAGAACAUAAAUAUAACAUCACCGCUUGGUUUUUCGUUCAAGAUUUCUACAGAGGAUGGCAAGUACUUCAAACCGCACAACUUCAUACUCAUGACAGAUAUCGUCAAGAGCACGUACUACAUGAAGCAUCAUCAGUGUGGGAUGAGAAGGGCGCUGAGGCAGCAUUUCAAGCAUGCGAACUCGCUUCUACGGCAGUUUGAUGGUUUUCUUACCGCUGUUGAAGGCGAUUCUCUGAUCUGUAUCUUUACAGAUCUUCAAAACGCAGUGAGCUUCAGCAACAAAUUGUCAGAGCUGUCUGAAAGGAGUUAUAUAACGGGCAAUGAGUGCCUUCAGCUCCGCUGUCUCAUACAUCAGGGAAGGUUAGACAUAGUGGUGAUGCACACCGGUGUUUUGAUAGUUGGUAGAACGGUGGCUGAGGCGUAUGUGCUGUGUGAUAACGCCAAGAGCGGUGUACUGACUAUCAGCGACCAUGUGUAUGGGCAAUACCUUGAUUGUCCCGGUUCGACGAUUCGUUCUGAUCUUAAGAUGGAAAGGAUCAAUGUGAAUGAAAUGUGCAAAUACUUGUUCAAUAGUGAUUAAAUGUUUGUUAUAUGUACCA